Dictyostelium purpureum is the source of this 189-nucleotide messenger RNA. RefSeq lists its product as uncharacterized. The record is from RefSeq and is a predicted model, not a curated record. NCBI's taxonomy places the organism in Eukaryota, Evosea, Eumycetozoa, Dictyosteliales, Dictyosteliaceae. Bases 1 to 189 code for a protein of 62 amino acids. The transcript has 2 exons.
AUGUUAUUCAAAUCAUUACAAUCCAUCACCCAAACCCAAUCAAGAGUUGAAGUAUCAUCUGUCGGUAUUACUGGAACUUCAAGCCAAUCAAAAAACUCUGUUGCUCUCUUGGACAAUAACAAUGUCAGCAUUUUAAAUAACAAUCAAGGAAAUAAUGUUCUUGGUAUCCUAAGUCAACAAACUCAAUAA